AUGUCGCUGUCAAUAUGCACAGAAUGCCUUUCACGGCUGCGGAUCUCAUCGACAACUCCCAAAAGUCUCGCCAUCACCGCAGCGACAUGGACUCAAUCAACGUCCUUUCACAGCUCAGCAGCACAAUAUAAAUCCCCUUUGCUGAAGAAGAAAACCUCCCAAUCCGGCAGCGGACCUCCCAGAGCUCGUCAAUCCCAAUCCGCACGCCUGAAGAAAAAGAGCCGCGAUCGUCCCAAGUUACCUCCAGUUGGCGAACGUCGAGCCCAACGUCGUCGGAUCGUCCUCUCCAACACCAAUGCCUUACCCGUCUCGGAUUUAGAGACAUGGAGUAAGGAGAACUUGGUCGACGAGAAGUUUGUUGGACACAUGUUGGCGCUUGAUGGUGGUCUGUUGGAUCAAUUGAGGGAUUCAGGGGCGUUCAAGACUACCCAGAACUGGAGUCUCUUUCGCAGGCCAGCGACUUUAAUACGAGAGGAGACACUUCGCAUUGCGAAAGAAAUGCAGGAUGUCAAGCAGGAGGGCGAGAAGAAAAAGGUCAUCAAACAUCUAAUAACUGGCGAGAAGGCUAGUGGGAAAAGCGUUCUCUUGUUACAGGCCAUGAGCAUGGCAUAUAUGGAUCACUGGAUCGUGCUGAAUGUCCCAGAAGCCCAGGACUUUGUCAAUAACACGUCCUCAUACGCGCCACUUCGACACGCCGAGGACGAGUCUGAACAUAUGUACAUCCAACCACACCUAACCCAACUCCUGCUCACCCGCGUUGCCACCUCGAACGAAUCCGUCUUGAAGUCUUUGAAACUCAACCACGCUCAUCCCAAGACACUCUCCCUCAAGAACAACUCCACAUUACUGGAUCUGGCUCAAAAGGGCGCAGGUGACCACCACCUCUCGUGGCAGGCAUGGCAAGCCUUCUACAAAGAGCUUACCGAGCCUGGAAAGGACCAGCGUCCACCAGUUUUGCUUGCUGCCGAUGGCGUUGAGCAUUGGAUGGGACCCACGGCAUACCGCGAUAGCGACCACAAAAUCCUGCAUGCGCACCGAUUCAUGUUGGUGAAGCAAUUCGUCAAUCUCUUGUUCACAGGCAACACGGGGAAUACGUUGCCUUUUAUCAAUGGUGGCAUGGUCCUCUUCAGCACCUCGGGCUCAAAUACUCCCGCGUGCCCGACUUUCAAGCUCAUCCUUUCUCAGAUGCGGGCCUUCCAAGAGCACUCUAUCUCUCCCGCGCACCCAGAUUUCCCCCUGCCAAAGCCCUACAGCAAACCCGACCCGCGAGUUUUGGCUCUCUCUGGACCAGCUACCCGUGGAGAUUUGAAUCUGCUGGAGCUGAAAGGCUUGAAUAAUCUGGAAUCGAAGGGUUACCUGGAAUAUUUCGCAAAGAGUGGGCUUUUGCACCGACGCAUCACAGACGGUUUGGUGAGUGAGAUGAGAGGUUUGAGCGCAGGCGGCGUCGUGGGUGAGUUGGCGAAGUUGAGUAGACGGGUGAUUGCUUAA
Molecule: messenger RNA, 1488 nt
Organism: Fonsecaea pedrosoi CBS 271.37
Lineage: Eukaryota; Fungi; Ascomycota; Eurotiomycetes; Chaetothyriales; Herpotrichiellaceae
Exons: 2
Coding region: 1-1488 (495 amino acids)
Cellular component (GO): mitochondrial small ribosomal subunit
Molecular function (GO): structural constituent of ribosome
Source: RefSeq, a predicted model, not a curated record